Molecule: messenger RNA, 3024 nt
Organism: Rhincodon typus (whale shark)
Lineage: Eukaryota; Metazoa; Chordata; Chondrichthyes; Orectolobiformes; Rhincodontidae
Product: cadherin-related family member 4-like
Exons: 20
Coding region: 105-2588 (827 amino acids)
Biological process (GO): homophilic cell-cell adhesion
Cellular component (GO): cell-cell junction; catenin complex; membrane
Molecular function (GO): cadherin binding; calcium ion binding
Source: RefSeq, a predicted model, not a curated record
UCGAGGGUGGGUUGAGGCAGAGGGAGAACUUAUGCUGACUGAGGUGAUACUCAGUGACAGGAGAAUCUGACUUGGGGACAGAUUUUCGGCCAAGAUCUCACAGGAUGGAGUUGUCCUCAUUCCUCAGGCUGCUUCCCCUGGUUCUUGUCGUGAGGAAUGAUUUCAGUGACGGAGGCGAGAUCAUUCUGGAAAAUUUUGCAAGCAUUGUGACAGUGCCCGAAAACAGUCUUCCAGGAACCAAGAUCCUUGAAUUCCAGAUAGUUGCGUUCAACGAUGAGAUCGCAGGGAUCACUGUCACUUCCAUGCCAAAGGAUGACUACUUCCUGUUCACUUUCAGAAAGACCCAUCAGGUUGAGGGUACCAAUUUUUACACAGUGGAGAUAUAUCUAAAUGACCCAGUAUACUUGGAUUUUGAAUGGAUUCGCAUGUACAUCCUCACUAUAACCAUCGAUGGGUUUCAUACAGACCGUUACGUUGAACAAGCUAAUCUGCUUGUACAAGAUGUCCCAGAUGAACGAUGUGGAGUCCAAUUCCAGACUCCAGGAGGAGCCACAGUGCAUGUAGAAGAGACGGCAGCACCACUUUCCCAAAUCUACACCAUCGUGUCAGCACCAUCACCUGCAAAUAAUUUUACAUAUACAAUCACUGAUUCAGUCCCUGCGUCUGCAAAAGGUGAAUUCAGUGUGGAUCAAACGGGCAGGAUUACUGUCCCACUCCAGGGAUUUGGCCACAAGGCUGAAGAGAGGAAAUUUGAACUGCACAUUAGUGUGACACAGAACUCAGAAGUUAUUUGUAGUGGAAUAUUACGAAUUAUUGUGACUCCAGUCCGUCACUGGCCUCCGAUAUUCACAUCCGCUCCAGGCACUGUCAGCAUCCUGGAGAAGCAAGGCCCGGAGUAUUAUGUGGCGCAGGUCACUGCUACAGGAAACAGCGUGCAUUACCACCUGAUGACCCACAGCCCUGCCUACAAGAUUGGUGAGGAAAGUGGAAUCAUCAGAACCUCAUCCAAUCUCGACUUGGAUCAGAACCCAGGGCUUGCCAUCAAUCUGCUGGUGAUAAUCGCCUUUGAUGACAGCUACCUUUACAGUUCAGUGGUUAAUGUCACAGUCUAUGUGAGAGAUGUGAAUGAUCAUGACCCACAGUGCACACCUCCCAUCUUUGUGACUGAGAUUCCAGAAACCACUCCCAAAGAAAGCAUUCUCUUUCACCUGACCUGCAGAGAUCCAGAUUACUCCAAGACUGACCUUUCGUAUUCACUUGUAACCAACGAGAAUUCACAUUUCAAAUUCAUGUACCAUGCUAAUAGUGUGAGGCUGAACGAGAGCCUCGACUAUGACUCCGCUGAGAUGGUAGGUCUGGGUUUCCGGUACACAGCCGAAGUCAUUGUAACAGAUGCCGGAACCCCGCCACGGACAGCAACUGUCUCAGUGCUGGUCACUGUCAGUCAAGUCAAUGAGUUCUCCCCUGUCUUUCAUGGCAUCAGAACUUUCUCAGUUCCAGAGAACAGUCCAGCAAACACACUGGUGGGCAUAGUGAAUGCUACAGAUGCUGACUGGGUCUAUAACAACUUGCGUUUCUCCAUUGUUGGACAUUCUCCGCCAACUUUCUACAUCCACCCAUACACUGUUACCCAUGGCUUCUCACACAUCAGUUGUCUCCUGAUUUGGUCUCUGAUGGUUACUUUCCCAGGCGAAAUCAACACUCUGGUUCCACUUGAUUUCGAAAGGAUUGGCACCUACACCCUGACAAUCCAGGCAGUGGACAUGAACCACAAUGCAGCCUUUGAUAGCUUCCAACAAAGAACCAGCUACACCCAGUACACCAUAAAUGUUCAGAAUGUAAAUGAUCUUCCUCCUGUAUGCUCGCCCCCAUUCUACAAGGAAACAAUCUACUCCACCCGAGCAAACGAUCUCCCCAUUGUUACGCUGUCCUGUACUGACAAAGACUCUGAGCUCCUCAACUACGGAAUUAUUGGUGGAAAUAUAAACAACCGCUUCAUUUGCCAGGGCAGUUCCCUGUUCUCAAGAAACACCUUCUCGUACAAUCUGGAUGGGAUCUCUGACCCAACGACUUUUGAACUCCUCAUUCAGGUCACCGACAGUAAUGGUGCUGAUUCUAAAGUUGUAUUGACAACCACAGUGAUUGUCAUUGUCCAUGUAGUUUCUUGGACAACAACCACACCAUCUACAACUACACCAUCAGCUACAAGGAAUUCAGAGAACAAAAUAGUGACUCUGCUGGAUAAAUUUUGGAAGCCAGACGCGUGGUUUGUGGUGGUCCUGACAUUAGUCUCAGCAAUGGCAGCUGUGGCUUUAGCACUACUGCUCAGAAAGUGUCCCUCAAGGAGCUGGUGUUGUAAACAAACUUUCCCACAGGCUCAGCUGGCUGAGGACCUGCUGCAGGUCAGCAGAUCCCUGCCUGAUGCUGAAGCACAGAAGGGAAAUGACACUGGGGGUCCUACUGCAGAGAAAAAGCAAUCACCAUCAAUCAUCUCCCUCAGCCAGCAGUUCGAUGGCCGGGCGAUUGAUCCAGCUACAGGAAGGCCUUAUCUCUUCAACACGACAACAGGAGCCCGCCGGUGGAUGUGAGAGAUCGAGGGGCCCCCCAUUCCAGCCCCUCCCUGGGAGGAAGGCGAGCGUAUUUACUGUAGCGUGUUCUGCACCCUGGUCGGGGAUGGGGUAAUAGUGCAGAUACGGGGGAGCACACUGCAUCAAGCUGAUCAUUGCUACACUUCACCCAAGUGACUCCUGACCUGGCACACUUGAUCUUCGACCAUGUGGGCACCAGCAGACUCCGUUCCUCACUGAUUGAUGCAUCUGCAUGGAAGUGAUUCUGAUACAAGGGAAAGCUUCAGGAUCAAUCUUGUUGGGAUCAUUAUCUUGCUUUGAAAUAUUCCUGCCUGGCCAUACCUUAGUCAUGUCUGAAUUAGGGGACCCACAGUAGUCUCAUACACCCUGUAGUGCCACAUACGUAUUUGAUGGAAUGGGGGGAAGAAAAGGGAUUAAAAAAAAAAGACGAGUUGCA